AUGGAUAUACAAGUAAACGACUUUUUUCCUACAAAUGAAAACCUGAUAUCUAAUUCUAUUCGUUAUAUGAAUUUCCAUGACGCACCUGAAUUUACAACUCCACUUUACAUUUCUCCUUCUAUUCUAAAUAUUAAUUUUCGGAAUUCUGCCACUAUUUGCCCGACAGUCUCAGUUCUCGAUUACUGUGAUCCAUUUACUCAAAAUUCAUACGAGAACGUGACGAACUAUCAUGCAAAUAUUUCAAACGGUAAUGAUGGUAAUGAUGAAUUAAACAAUAUUACGGAACCUUCUGGAAAAAAGCCUCCCAAAGCACCGCCAUGUAAGUGGAGCAUCAUUGAAACCGACUCACUCCUCUUUUUAUUGAUACCACGUAAAAAAGAGCUAAAAGAACUAGUAGAUAUGCGUGGUCAUUGUAGUUUUAAGAAAUUAAAACUUUGGAACGAAGUCUCAUCUAAGAUACCCAAUAAAUCUUCCCAACAAUGCGCCAUAAAAUGGAAAAACAUUAAGCAGAAUCAUAAGGAUCAUAAAAAAAAAUCGUAUUGGUAUAAUUCGGUAGUUGAAGAAAUUCUUGCCUAA
Molecule: messenger RNA, 576 nt
Organism: Funneliformis geosporum
Lineage: Eukaryota; Fungi; Glomeromycota; Glomeromycetes; Glomerales; Glomeraceae
Source: the annotation of a GenBank genome assembly